Molecule: messenger RNA, 863 nt
Organism: Daldinia loculata
Lineage: Eukaryota; Fungi; Ascomycota; Sordariomycetes; Xylariales; Hypoxylaceae
Product: DSS1/SEM1 family-domain-containing protein
Exons: 3
Coding region: 252-551 (99 amino acids)
Biological process (GO): double-strand break repair via homologous recombination; mRNA export from nucleus; proteasome assembly
Cellular component (GO): proteasome regulatory particle, lid subcomplex; proteasome complex
Source: RefSeq, a predicted model, not a curated record
CGCUUAUCCAGAUAAAUGAUAUAUCUCAUUACCUAAGAUAACAGGGCAAGGUUGAUUGAUUGAUAAACAUUCAUCAUCCAUCACCUCAACAAACCGAAGCCUCGUCUCUCUUACUUGUUCCACAUUCAGCCUCGCCACCAGUAAGACAGAACCCCGUCGAUAUCGACAAGAAACGCAUUUACCGCCCCCUCGAUAAUAUUAAGCAUCGUCCAAUCUACAUCAAACGUACCUACAUAUUCAUAUCAUAAGUCAUGGCCGCACCCUCAAACAAGUCCGGCGACAAGCCUGCUACCGAAGCCUCCAAGGAGCAGCCCCAGGCACAGCAGAAGCCGGCUACUGCGCUAGAAGAGGACGACGAGUUUGAGGACUUCCCCGUAGAAGACUGGCCGGCAGAAGAGACCGAAGCAGCAGCGACAGCAGUGACGGGAGGCAACGGUACUACGACGCAACACUUGUGGGAGGAGAGCUGGGACGACGACGACACCUCCGACGACUUUUCCGCGCAACUAAGAGAGGAACUCAAGAAAGUCGAAGCCUCGAAGCGAAGAUAAGACCGUAUUUACGGAUUAGGCGUUUUCCAGCACGACAAUUAAGCAAGCAAGCAAGCAGGGCUAGUAGCAUAAGGAUCAGGCCAUGACUAGAAAACCGAACUGCAUUGUAUCUAUUCUCCAACGCUCCGCAUUAUUUCGCUAGGCGUAGAGCAAAUGAGCAAGGCUUUGAUUAAUAGACCAGCAGACGUAGAGCUGCCGAAUAGAGACUUCCUUGCCUUUACGUAUCGAGACUUCUUUCUCCCUUGCCUACUAGCCAACAUGAAAAUCGAUGUUAUCAUCAAUAUCUAGAACAAUUGCAUCAUAGAUAAAACA